This is a messenger RNA of Microthlaspi erraticum, 699 nucleotides long. The record is from the annotation of a GenBank genome assembly. Lineage: Eukaryota; Viridiplantae; Streptophyta; Magnoliopsida; Brassicales; Brassicaceae.
AUGCCAAGAAUCAUGUGGAAAGGCUUUCAUCUUUGCUUCCCAUCAAAUCUCAUCAAACCCUCCUCCUUAUCUCCCUCCGAUGCCACCGCCUCCGACGAUCCCAACCGUCCAUCCAUCCUUCUCAUCAACGACUUCAACCUCCUCUACGACGACGCCGGUCGCCACAUAUCCAAGCGUCUCAUCGACGCUGCACCUUCCUCCUCCACCACAUUCACAGCCUCUACCUCCACCGCCGCUAAUUCUUCUUCAUCCUCCGUCUCCUACGAUGACUCAGAUAAUUACGGUUUUGCUCCCGGCGACUCUCCCCCUCCAGACUUAACCGCCGUUCUAGCCUCACGCCGCUUCUUCUUCUCUUCUCCUGGCCGCUCCAACUCAAUCACCGACUCGCCGGAUCUCCGACCACGCCAUAGUUACGAAACUGCUACUGCCACGACUACUACUACUAAUAGGCUUCUCAUCGGAGGAACCGCCGUGAAACAAUACGUGCAAUCUCCUGAUCCGUACAACGACUUCCGGAGAUCAAUGCAGGAGAUGCUCGACGCCGUUACAAACACCGGAGAUCUUCGCCGUUACGAAUUCUUGCACGAGCUAUUACUCAGUUACCUCUCACUCAAUGCAGCAGAUACACAUAAGUUCAUCAUCAAAGCUUUUGCCGACAUUCUCGUCUCCCUCUUAUCGGACGGUCACCGGACAAGCUAA